GGUUAGUUGCUCAGUCGGCGCCGGGAGCUGCUGCCAUGAGCUCGUUCGCUGGGCGAGAGCUGCUCAACCCGGCCAAUGUGAUGGAGGCGUCGUACGACGCUGGGACGACGCUGCAGCAGGACAACGGGCUCAACUUCCUCGGCAAGGAGGUUGACACGGGGACCACCAUCAUGGCCGUCCAGUAUGACGGCGGCGUGAUCGUCGGAGCCGACUCCCGAGUCUCCACCGGCGUGUACAUCUCCAACCGCGCGUCCGACAAGAUCACCGCUGUCGACGACCGGAUCUACUGCUGCCGCUCUGGCUCCGCCGCCGACACGCAGGCGGUGAGCGACUACGUGCGCUACUUCCUGGACCAGCACCGGAUGGAGUACGGGCAGCCGCCAAAGGUUGCCACAGCAGCCAACCUCUUCCAGAUGCUCUGCUACCAGAACAAAAACAUGCUCACGGCGGGCAUCAUCGUGGCCGGCUGGGACAAGGAGAAGGGCGGGCAGGUCUUUGCGCUGCCGAUCGGGGGCGCGCUGAUGGAGCGAGAGUACGCGACGGGCGGCUCCGGCUCGACGUACAUCUACGGCUUUUGCGACGCCUUCUUCAAGCCGGGCAUGACAAAGCAGCAGUGCGAGGACUUCGUGACGAAGGGCUUGUGCCACGCCAUGGCGCGCGACGGCUCCUCGGGCGGAAUCAUCCGGAUGGCCAUCAUCGACGAGAGCGGCGUGGAGCGAAAGUUCAUUGCGGGCGACAAGCUGCCGUACGGCCCGCUGUGAGGGUGCCUUGCAGAGGGGAAGCUCACCAUCCACCCCCACCCCCCUCGUGCCCACUCCCAUCCCGCCCAUGCUACAACUUGCUACUGUGCCGCAAAUUCUGGGGCGGCGAGAGAGUAUGCAGGGCCCGCAGGGGUGGGUUGCAGCGAGACGCAGACUCUUGCGCGCCCCGGUGGCGUGUACUUCGUUACGAUCCGCCUUGCGCUCUGUGCAACUCUCAAACUAAGUCCCGAUGGUAGCG
Molecule: messenger RNA, 999 nt
Organism: Emiliania huxleyi CCMP1516
Lineage: Eukaryota; Haptophyta; Isochrysidales; Noelaerhabdaceae
Exons: 8
Coding region: 36-761 (241 amino acids)
Cellular component (GO): proteasome core complex
Molecular function (GO): threonine-type endopeptidase activity
Source: RefSeq, a predicted model, not a curated record